CACAAAACCCAAGGCCAUAUUGUUACCGUGCGGUUUGGGUUUGUUUGGGGGACUGUGUGUGUAAAGGAUUUUCAAGCGGGCGGCUUCGGAACCGGCGGCUUCUUGUGCCCCCACCCUCCUCGGCUGCGGAUUCGCUUCCUCAAGUGAAGGGGUCGCUACGACUCGCCACUCUGCUGACCUUGCAUUCUGGAGGGGCACUUUGGAUCAAUUUCUCCUUGAUUGUGGCUGGCAUUUAACAGGACGUUCGGUUGGAAAUAAAUGCAUUGCAGCCGCUGAAAGGAGACAGCAAAAGAAGAAAGGUCGUUUCUCUUCUCGGCUCGCUCCUUAGUCUCCGAGUUACUCGCCUGUCCCCCGCCCCGAGCAUCCCAGGUGUCUUAGCAAGGGUGGUGGCUUUCCUCGAUCAUGUCCCGGCGAAGCCAGCGCCUUGGCACUGUCCGUUAUUACCAAAGUGAUGAUGUUGAUGAGGGCAGUAGUGGCAGCGGUGGGAGUUUACUGCUUGGUAGCCAGCAGACCCUCUUCAAAGACAGUUCCAACAGCCGGAGCAUACGGAAGAAGUCAAACAGCAUAAAGCGUCCCUCUCCGGCCCCAAGCCUGGGAUCCAACACUGCUGGGCAUACCACCUACUACAGUGAGUCCGUGGUUAGCGAGUCCUACCUGAGUGACGGCAGGGGGCGUUCUGCCCGGGUCAGUGCUGCCUUGGAUGAGCCACUGAACAGCAGUUCUUACUGGAACGAGGAAUCUUUAGCUAGAAGAAGAAGAGGCACUGGAAGUACAGAGUCCAGUAAAAUCAACGGGCUGGCGGAAAGGAAGACCUAUGACACCUAUGCUUCUUCGUCAGGCUACUCCUCUGAGGAUGACUAUGCAGGUCAUAGUUCCUUGGAUCAGAAUGCCUCUGGUUCUGUGUUCAGGAGUGCGCUCUCCAAAGCAGGCUCUUUUCUGUGGCUGGUGCUAACAUCACCAGGCCGAUUCUUUGGGCUUUUAUACUGGUGGAUCGGGACCACGUGGUACCGCCUGACAACUGCAGCCUCGCUCCUGGACGUCUUUAUCUUAACAAGGAGCUAUCCAGUCUUGAAGAGGCUUCUCUUGCUGCUGCUCCUGCUGUUGCUGCUGACUGCUAUUGGUUAUGGUGCUUGGUAUUUUUACCCUUUUGGGCUUUAUCCUUCUAUGUUUUCUUGGGGAGCUGCAAAGUUGUCCCCCCCUGUUACCGAGAAGGUGUAUGGAGCUGGAGAUUUGACAGCACUCUAUGAGGCCCAGCAGCGGGUUUUAUCUCGGCUUCAGGCCCUGGAGAAGCGUUUUGAAACUUUGGAGGAUGUUGCAUCAGUGCUGGAACUCCAGAAAGGCACAGCCACGACAGGAGCAGCUUUGCAGCAAGAUGAUGUCUUGGUGCUUCUGGAUGGGGUGGUGAAAAGACGAGAAAUGGCCAUGAGAGAAGAUUUCCGCACAGAGACAGAGCUUCAUCUCCAGAGUGAGCUGGAUGCUUUCCAAUCCCGGGUGCAGAAAGAUUUUGACAGUCUCUUGGAGAAAGUGUCUCAGGCUUCCCAGGAUACGGAGACUCGGAUGGUCCAAAUGACUUCACAGUGGCAAAGCUCUACACAACAAAACCUGAUGGGUAACUUCCAAAAGGAGAUGGGUAUGCUGGAGGCACAGCUGGCAGGCCUGAAGAAGGAAUUUUCGACCUUGGCCACAGAUCAGAAGGCCUUGGCGAAACAAGUGGAGUCUGUUCCAGGACAGAUCAAGAGAGUACAAGAGGAUGUGGAAAUCCAGUUCCCCAGGUGGCUUAGCCAAUUCUUGGCACAAUCUAGGCAGGAUGGAGAAGGCAGUGUAUUCCUGCAGCGUGAGGAUCUACAGGAACAGCUCCGCAAACUGGAGCUCAAGAUCCUGGCCAAAGUCUCUGAGGACCAGCGAUUGUCUGCACGGGACGUCGGGGUAGCACUCCAAAUGGAAGGAGUCACAGGAGUGACGCCAGAGCAAGUGGACCGCAUUGUGAAGCAGGCCCUAAGACGCUACAGUGAGGAUCGCAUUGGAAUGGUUGACUACGCCCUUGAAUCUGCAGGGGCCAGCGUGAUCAGCACUCGGUGCUCAGAAACCUACGAGACCAAAACAGCCCUGCUGAGUCUCUUUGGGAUCCCUUUGUGGUAUCAUUCUCAGUCUCCACGGGUCAUUCUGCAGCCAGAUGUCUACCCUGGGAACUGCUGGGCUUUCCAAGGCUCCCAAGGCUUUGCUGUCAUCCGCCUUUCAAGCAAAGUCCAUCCCACUGCAGUGACACUAGAACACAUCCCCAGAUCCCUCUCGCCCAAAGGAACCAUUCCCAGCGCCCCCAAGGACUUCACAGUCUUCGGUUUAAAUGAAGAAGGUCAGCAAGAGGGCAUUCACCUUGGGAAGUUCAUGUACAACCAGGAUGAGGACCCCAUCCAGACAUUUCCUUUGCAGGUUGAAGAUCAGAGUGCAGCCUUCCAGCUGGUGGAACUGAGAGUUCUUAGCAACUGGGGCCACCCCGAGUAUACCUGCAUCUAUCGCUUCCGGGUACACGGAGAGCCCGUCUCUUAACCCCUCCCAGUGCCACACCCAUGCUAACUGGCUACCUCAAGUUCUUCGCCUCAAGAGUGACAAAGGCAGUGCCAGAAAGGAGAGCCGCAGGGGUUGGGCAGCACUGUUUUUGCUGUGUUGCUCGUAUGUGGGGAGCGGGCACUCAACAGCCACCUUGUGGUCAAUUUAUUCUCUCAGUGUGCAGAGAGAGAAGAGGGCUCCUCAAUGUGUUUCUUUUAUAAGCCGCUUUCUAACGUGUGUUUUCUCUUUUUAAAAAGCCUAUGCAGUUCAUACUUUCCUCACAGCCCUCCCCACAAGCAAAAAAUUGCUUUCCAGGUUUUUAUUUGGAAAGCCUGUAUCACGAUCCCCUAGUAGAUCUAGCGCUGUAUGCCUAAUUAUAUUGUGCAGGAGCUUUAGUUUAUGAAAUCUAUCCUGCUUGAGGACAGUAGGUGGCUUCUAGACUGUUGCUCUCUCUCUCCCCCCUUUCUGGGAUUGAUGGAGCUCAUUGCGGCUUUUACCUCAUUUAUAAAAGCUGGCUUGGUGUUGACAGCAGUAGGGGCCUACAGGGCUGUACAGUAGGAAUGGGCAGAUAGGCAGAAGGGAGUAUUCACUUAUUUAAAGGAAGCUUUUAAAUACCAGACGCUGUGGUCUUGAAGGACAUGACAAGUCUGAUUUCAAAGGAGGAAAAAGAAGUAAAAAUGCAAUAUUGAAUAUUAUAAACUUCCCAUUCCUGACAGGGCAGGCUACUGUUCAGACUCAAUGUUAUACUGCGGUGUUGACUUUCAUUUUUGAAAUGUCAAGGGGGGUGGGGAGAGAGAGCCUUGGGCUCGAGAAUUUCUUCCUAAUACCAGAUAAGUUGAGGCUGAUAGCUGUUGUUCAGGGGUGAGGGAAUGUAUUCUGUACAACUCUGCCACCUUCCAUUCUCAUGUAGCAUAUUUCAACCCAGCUACUAAAGUGCAGCUUGUGCAGCAAUGCAAAUAUAACCCACGUUUGUUUACUUUUAUGUCUAAUCUCCUAAGGGCUAAAGAAGAGCCACUGUCAGAAAAUGCAGCGACUGUUGUGCUAGCUAAAUGCAACGUUUUACCAAGGUCUCGGGCUUUUCCUUUGUGUAGAGACGGUGUUCGUCUAUGUACCCAUUGACCACAUGGAAAAUGGCAGGUGUAUUAUUGUCCUGUUACAUGGCAGGGAAAACUUUUUCUACAGUGCUGCACCUGGACUUCCUGCUCUGCACAUGCAGCCAAAUGAAGGAGGUCAGAGUUCCAAAGCAGGGAGCUGCAGCAGUGGGGAGGCUGAGUGUUUGUGAUAACUCCUCUGCCUAUAAACUGCCUGCACAGCAGGGAACAGGCUCAGCCUGGUACCCUUUCCUCACUGCUGCGCUACUUCUAAACUACAGGGGCUUUUUGAGGGGUGGGGUGGAAUGUUAAAAAAUGGAGCCCCUUGCCUUUAGUCGGAAGCCGACUACCUCAUUUGGUUACAGGUGCAAACCAGGCCAGUCGAAAAAUCCAGGUAAUACUGGCUGCUUUCAUGGUAGCUGUGGAGCCACCAGGGUGUUCAGCAAGAGCUGCCACCUGUAGGAGUUUCCUGCAUAUUUUCAUCCAUUUUUCCCCUGCAGUUUUAUCCUGUCUUUCCAUACAUGCUCCACCGUGACUUUGUAUGGGUUCUCAAGCCAUCACAGCUGCUGUGGCCUCUUCCUUUCUGCACACAUGGAACCAAGGAGGCAAAAAAAAUAUUCUGUGUGGAAGCAGUGGGGGCAAUAUUCUUAUUGCCACCUAGUAAAACAGCACAGCAAAGCUAGCUUACCACUUGGGUUACAUAUAUAACUUGGUGGUGAAAAGGGUUGUCACGUCACAGCCAGUUUAAUGGCUUUUCAAGGCAAGUGCUGCUCAGAGGUGGCUUGCCAUUGCCUGCCUCUGCGUAGCAACCCUGGACUUCCUUGAUGGUCUCCGAUUCACGUCCUGACCAGGGCCCAGCCCUCUUUAGUGUCUGAGACUGAGCUAGGCUGUGCUGUCAAGACCUGUGGUAACUCACCUCUUGGCAAAUGGUUGCUGAGAGCUGUAU
Messenger RNA from Gekko japonicus, 4584 nucleotides. RefSeq names its product Sad1 and UNC84 domain containing 2 (gene SUN2). Gene Ontology annotation, cellular component: meiotic nuclear membrane microtubule tethering complex; nuclear envelope. The transcript is spliced from 18 exons. Gene Ontology annotation, molecular function: protein-membrane adaptor activity. NCBI's taxonomy places the organism in Eukaryota, Metazoa, Chordata, Lepidosauria, Squamata, Gekkonidae. Bases 403 to 2547 code for a protein of 714 amino acids. The record is from RefSeq and is a predicted model, not a curated record. Gene Ontology annotation, biological process: nuclear envelope organization.